This is a messenger RNA of Geosmithia morbida, 1737 nucleotides long. Its product is annotated as transcription initiation factor TFIIH subunit 2. Gene Ontology annotation, cellular component: transcription factor TFIIH core complex; transcription factor TFIIH holo complex. Gene Ontology annotation, biological process: regulation of transcription by RNA polymerase II; nucleotide-excision repair; DNA-templated transcription. The coding region runs from base 1 to 1737 and encodes 578 amino acids. Gene Ontology annotation, molecular function: zinc ion binding. The transcript has a single exon. The record is from RefSeq and is a predicted model, not a curated record. Lineage: Eukaryota; Fungi; Ascomycota; Sordariomycetes; Hypocreales; Bionectriaceae.
AUGGCAGACGACUCAGACGGCGAGUUUGUAGUCGAUGACCUAUCCGACGAUGACCAGACGGACCACAAUGUCGGAGGAAACGACGGUAUAGAUCGAAACAUGAAUGGACGCCGACAACAACAACAACAACAACAACAAAAACGUGGAGGAGGAGGAGGAGGAGGGGGGGGGGGCGGUGGCGUCGUCGUCGCCAACGCAGCAGGACGCCCUUCACGUAGCAGUCGACAAGGCCAGGGCCAGGGCCAGGGCCAGCGAAGACCGAGAAGACGUGGCGACCGAAAGGACACGGCCCAGGCGUGGGAGAAGUCCAAGCGGACGUGGGAGACGAACCUGCCCGACGAGGACCAGGACGGCGUGCUCAACCUGACGGCUCUCGAGGCCGAGAGGCGGCGGCGGCUGCUGCGCGACACGACGCCCCUGCAGAGGGGCAUCAUCCGCCACCUGGUGGUGGUGCUGGACAUGUCGUUCGCCAUGGCGGACAAGGACCUCCUCCCCACGCGGCACAGGCUGACGCUGGCGUACGCGGCGGCCUUUGUGCGCGAGUUCUUCGAGCAGAAUCCCAUCUCGCAGCUGGGCAUCGUCGGCAUGAGGGACGGCGUGGCCGUGCGCGUGUCCGACCUGGGGGGCAACCCGGCCGAGCACCUCGCCAGGCUCAAGGAGUGGGAGGACCAGGAUCCUCAGGGGAAUCCGAGUCUGCAGAAUGCUCUCGAGAUGUGCAGGGGAGCUCUAUUGUCCGUCUUUUCCCUCCUCACUCUUUCUUCUUCCAGUUUUUUUUUCAUUUUUCUUAAACCCCUCCUCUCUCUCUCUCUCUCUUCUUUCUUUCGCCAUACGUUUUGGGCCGAGAUGGCUGACAUCAUCCAUAGUCACACACCGUCUCACGGGACGAGAGAGGUCCUCAUCAUCUACGGAGCGCUUCUGUCCUCGGACCCGGGUGACAUACACGACACGAUAGACAGCCUGAUAGCCGACCGCAUACGCGUGUCCAUCGUCGGCCUCUCGGCCCAGGUGGCCAUCUGCGCCGAGCUGUGCUCGCGGACCAACGCCGGCGACGAGUCGCAGUACAGCGUCGCCAUGGACGAGGUCCACUACAAGGACCUGUUCCUGGCCGCCACCACGCCGCCCGUCAGCCGCUCCGCCGACCAGACCGUGGCCAGCCUGCUGAUGAUGGGCUUCCCCUCGCGCACCCUCACCCCGGCCGGCACCACCAGCUACUGCGCCUGCCACUCCCGCCCGGUGAGGGAGGGCUACAGCUGCACCCGCUGCUCCGCGCGCGUCUGCCGCCUCCCCGCCGAGUGCCCCGCCUGCGGGCUCACCCUCAUCCUCAGCACCCACCUCGCCCGCUCCUACCACCACCUCUUCCCUCUGCGGAACUGGGUCGAGGUUCCCUGGUCCCGCGCCGGCAGCUCGUCCGCCUGCUUCUCGUGCAUGUGUCCGUUUCCCGACGCCAAGUCGCACCAGCAGGCUGGCAACGACGGCACUUCCGGUGACGCUGCUGCUGCUGCUGACGGGGUGGCAGAUGAUGGGAAGAAGAAGAAGAAGGAUGCCGAUGGAAAAGUCAAGGGUGUGAGUGAGAGUGGGAGGUACGCGUGCGAGACGUGCGGGAACCACUUCUGCAUCGACUGCGACGUCUUUGCCCACGAGAUUGUGCAUAACUGUCCUGGGUGUCAGAGCAAUGCGUCUGGUGGCGGUGCAGCGCCGGUAGAGUCAAAUGGGACGGCUAUGGUGGUUGAUGGGUGA